This is a messenger RNA of Lipotes vexillifer (Yangtze River dolphin), 366 nucleotides long. RefSeq names its product protein GVQW1-like. NCBI's taxonomy places the organism in Eukaryota, Metazoa, Chordata, Mammalia, Artiodactyla, Lipotidae. The coding region runs from base 1 to 366 and encodes 121 amino acids. The record is from RefSeq and is a predicted model, not a curated record. The transcript is spliced from 4 exons.
AUGCCGAACUUAGUGCGGACACCCGAUCGGCAUAGCGCACUACAGCCCAGAACUCCUGGGCUCAAGCGAUCCUCCUGCCUCAGCCUCCCGAGUAGCUGGGACUACAGGCGCGCGCCACCGCGCCCGGGAUACUUAAAGACUUGUGGGAAAAAUAAGAGGCAACAGGAAAUGGGAAAAUCAUCUUCCAGUUUUCAAAGAGAAGAUGAAGGUGAAUAUCUGAAAUCCAAACAGGUGCCAUUGGCAUUUGUCCCAACCAAAAAGUUAGAGGGAAGGUCCGGGUUAGAACUCCUGGGCUCAAGCGAUCCUCCUGCCUCAGCCUCCCGAGUAGCUGGGAUUACAGGCGCGCGCCACCGCGCCCGGCGAUAG